UCCGUAUUUUCUAGAGAGCACGACUUCCAUCUCAGUCUCUCAAUACCCUUCUGUGAUCUUCAAGAGGGAAUCAGCAAAACAUGGCAGAGCUCGUGGCCGAAGCUUUUCUCACUGUUGCGUUUGAGAAGCUAUUUGAACUGUUGGCUUCUCCGGAGUUUAGGAGCUUCUUCCAAGGAAAGAAAUCCAUUGACGACAAGCUCGGGUUGUUAAAUGAGAAAUUAAAGACAGCUAGUCUGCUGCUGAAUGAUGCUGAAGAUAGGCAGAUCAUUGACCAAAAAGUGAAAGAAUGGCUUGAUGACCUCAAAGACGUCAUUUUCAGAGCAGACGACUUGGUGGAAGAGAUCAAGGCUGAAGCUCGAUCCAAGCAGGAAUCUGAAAGCUCAACGAACGCGGUGAAGAAGAUGGUGGCCUUCCUUACUCCCUCCCUUGUAUUUGACAAAACUAUACGAGGUGAAAUAGAGAAUAUCUUGAAGGAUUUGAGUUUCCUCUUAGAAAGAGCGAGUACCCUCUGUUUGAAGCAUAUUGAUCGCGCUCAAAACAUCCGAUCUAUACAAAGAUCACCUACUCCUUUGCUAGAAGAAAGUCAUGUUCAUGGAAGAGAUGAUGACAAAAAAGAGAUCCUAAAGUUGUUGCUAUCAGAUGAGAUUUGGGGAAAUAAGAUAGGGGUGCUUCCCAUCGUGGGUAUGGGUGGUCUUGGCAAGACCACCCUUGCUCGGCUUGUAUAUGAUGAUGACAGAGGGAAGAAACAUGGUUUUCAUCACAAAGCAUGGGUUACUGUAUCAACUGAGUUUGAUAUAUUCAAAAUAACAAAGAUUAUUUUGGAGCAAGUCAGUCCCCAAACACCUAGCAGUGAAGAGCAAGCGGAACUUCAAGGAAGAUUGAAGGAGGCUUUAAGAGGGAAGAAAUUUCUCUUUGUUCUUGACGAUGUUUGGGAUGAGAAUUAUGACAACUGGGAUUCUCUAAGGAGCGCUUUCUUGUCAGAAGAUUCUGGAAGUAGGAUUAUUGUGACGACACGCAGCCAGAAAGUUGCAUCAAAUGUAAAGACCGGGGGGAAAUUUCAUCAGCUACUAGAAGUAUCCAACAAGGAUUGCUGGAAAAUUUUUGUAGACCAUGCCUUCAAUGGGGACUCUGUUCUAGAUCCACGUCUGCAAGAAAUUGGGGAAAAAAUUGUUGAAAAGUGCAAAGGCCUUCCAUUAGCUGUAAGAUCUGUUGGUGGUCUCUUACGCUCUGUCAGAAAUCCAGAAACAUGGGAAAGCAUUCUAAGGAACCAUGUGUGGUCCAAAAACCUACGCAACAAUAUUCUUCCAGGGCUCUGGCUCAGCUAUUCUUGUCUAUCUUCAAGUCUCAAGCAGUGUUUUGCUUAUUGUUCGAUUUUUCCCAAAGACUACGAAUUUGAAAAGGAACAAAUAAUAUUGUUGUGGAUGGCGGAAGGGUUUUUGCAAUCUGAUGAGAAAGGCAAGAGAAUGGAAGAAGUUGGGGAUGAGUAUUUUGAUGAGCUAAUGGCAAGGUCAAUAUUUCAAAGAUCGAAUCAAGAUGAGUCCACAUUCGUCAUGCAUGACCUUGUGCAUGAUUUAGCUAUCUUUGUAUCGGGAGAAGCCUGUUUCAGAGUUGAUGACGCGGCAAAUGUAGAGCAGGCUUCAAAAAAGGCUCGUUAUGUAUCAAUAGAGGAAGAAUCAAGUGAACUCGAGUUAUGGAAAGGUCGGUUUGAAGCCAAGCAUUUACGAACCUUCUUAUCAUUGGAGUUCCAUUUGUCAUUUGAUCAAGAAUUGGUUAAAGAAGUGUUGAAAGGAGAAAGGUACUUAAGAGUGCUCUCUAAACUAGCAGCAACUGACUUCCAAACAUUGAAUGAUUCAUUUUGUAAACUGAAGCAUCUAAGGUAUUUGGACUUGUAUGGGAGUGAGAUUGAAGAGAUACCUUGUUCAAUUUGCACUCUUUACAAUUUGCAGACUCUGCUAUUGUCAAGAUGUCGAAAACUUACUUGGUUGCCUAAGGACAUGGGAAGACUAAUCCACUUGCGUCACCUUGAUACCACAGACACACCUCUAAAAGAGAUGCCACCACGGAUGGGUAACUUAAAAGAGUUGCAGACACUGACUGAUUUUGUUUUAGGCAAAGAUGGAAGUGGUUCGAGAAUUCAAGAGUUAGAAGCGCUGCAACACCUGGGUGGAAAACUUCGAAUUUCAGGGCUUCAAAACAUUGAUAAUAAUAGCGACAAUCUGAAAAUCCAUUGUUUGAGGCAUAAGGAGAAACUUACCGAGCUACGUUUGGAAUGGGAAGGUGAAGUUACUGACACAAUAAGAGCAAGGGAGUUAUUAAAUGCACUGGAACCUCACACAAACUUGAAGAACCUCGUUAUUGAUCAAUAUACAGGUUCAAAUUUCCCAGAUUGGCUCGGUCAUUCUACAUUUUCCAAGCUGGAAUCGAUUUCUCUAAGUGGUAAUGAAUAUUGUUUCUUCCUCCCACCACUCGGGCAGUUACCUUCUCUUCGAGAGCUUCAGAUUAAAAACUUCCAUGGAGUGGAAAAAAUAGGUGAUGAGUUUUACAAUACCUGUAAUAGUUCUUCUAUUACUCCAUUUCGAUCUUUAGAAAGUCUAGAGUUUUUUGAUAUGAAGAGCUGGAAGGAGUGGUCAUAUAUUGGCCGAGACGGCAAAGAGGGAAAAUCAUUUCCUCGUCUCAAAAAGCUUUGCUUUGAUGGUUGUCCAAACCUAGCUGGGAGCUUAUUACCUGAUUGUGACACAAUAGAAACUCUUGAGAUUUCAAGAAGCUUUAGAUAUAUGAAGUCUCUUCCAUUAGAUAAAUUCCCAAAGCUUAAGAAGCUGAGGUUGCAGAGUUGUGAAAAUCUCAAGGAGCUAAUUGUGGAGUCACCUGAUGUGAUAGAAACGCUAUAUAUUUGGGACUGCAACAAAUUAGAGUUCCCAAGGAGCCGCCAUUAUGUACACGCUAAAGAGUUGAGUAUUUCACAUUAUUACAUAAUGUCGUUACCAUUAGACUACUUCCCAAGACUUGAAGUGCUUAGGUUGAGCUGUUGUCAGAAUUUGAAAUCACUUACCUUUACAGAAAGAACGAGCACUGCACACAAGUCUCUGAUCAAUUCCUUGGACAUACACCAUUGCAAGAAUUUCAGGUCACUGCCGGAACACAUGCACAGGCUUCUUCCAUCUCUUUCUGAUUUGAAAAUGUUACAUUGUCCAGAAAUUGAGUCAUUUCCUGAAGGAGGAUUGCCUUCAAGUCUAAAUAAGCUUGCAAUUUAUUACUGCCGCAAACUCAUCGGACAACACAAGCACUGGGAUCUGCAAAAGCUGACGUCUCUGACAUCAUUAGGCAUUGAUGGCAAGAAAGACGUAAUGUUGUACUCAUUUCCAGAGGGUCUGCUUCCCAGCUCUUUAUCUUAUUUGUACCUCGGGAAUCUUCCACACCUUAAAGGCCUAAACGGCACCGCCUUUCAAAACGUAGCAUCCCUUGAUUUAAGGAUAAGGAUGUGCAAUGAGCUCCAGCUUUCGCCAGAAGAAAUAUUACAGCCAACUCAUGUUCGCUAUUUGGAGAUUUAUGAGUGUCCUUUCCUUGAACGAAGGUACCAGAGAGAGAGAGGGGAGGACUGGCAUAAGAUUUCUCGUAUUCCCACCGUAUAUAUUGAAGGCACUACAACGUGAGUAUUUCCUUUUUUAUCUUUAAAAAAUUACUAUGCGUAUCAACGUGAGUAU
Messenger RNA from Morus notabilis, 3701 nucleotides. RefSeq names its product putative disease resistance protein At3g14460. Gene Ontology annotation, biological process: defense response to other organism. Gene Ontology annotation, molecular function: ADP binding. Lineage: Eukaryota; Viridiplantae; Streptophyta; Magnoliopsida; Rosales; Moraceae. The transcript has a single exon. The record is from RefSeq and is a predicted model, not a curated record. The coding region runs from base 81 to 3650 and encodes 1189 amino acids.